Amoebophrya sp. A120 is the source of this 3532-nucleotide messenger RNA. NCBI's taxonomy places the organism in Eukaryota, Dinophyceae, Syndiniales, Amoebophryaceae. The record is from the annotation of a GenBank genome assembly.
AGCCAAGAUGACAAUGCUGCUGCUCGUGCCUAAAUUCCGAAAAGUAGAAGUAUCCAUCGGGUAUGUUGAUACUGUCGUACCAGUAUUCGUAGAGAGUCUCACCGAUCGCGACCGUUAUCAAUCUUCUCAAUUGGUCGCCGAUAUUGCCAUUGGCGAGAUCCAUCAAAAAGCAAUCAUUCCAGAAAACCUUUCUUUCCAGAUACACGACUUUGUGAUUAGCAUUGCUAUCGGAUCAUGCCUCCGAAGAAGAAGGCUAAGGUGAAGAAGUAGGCUACGGAACGAGCACCAAAUCUUGAUGCAGACAGCAUGGUAUGCUGCUAGUUGAACAUCAUGAAUGCCAUGAGCGGCACCAACAAUAACGAAGACGACGAGAUGAAUGGUCGUUUUAUUUCCCGGGAUGUGCCUGGAUCAGGAAGUGUUGCCCCUGCGGCUGCACCAGGAUUUGCGCAACCACACGCGAGCAGCAACGGGAGUCAGUGAGUUGCAAACGAGCAUGAGCAACCAAAAUGCUGAUAGUACCGGUACGAACGACCCUGAUCAGGAGGUCGCGAUGCGCCGCGCUCGAAGGCGAGAGUACUUCCGGGGACUGGAAUGCGAGCUUGUUGCAUCCAGGUCGACAUCCUUAUCGCGACCAUUGACGGAGACUGAAGAAUACCUGCUACGAGAAAUUGCUCAAGUGGAGGAGCGAAUAUCUCACACGAGCUGUAGUAACCUAGUAUCCCCCUGCAUGUGCUGGUUAUGUCAAAAUGAACAAAGAAAGCGAGAACAUAGUACUGCCAAUUAGUUCUUGUAAAAAAAAAACGACGAGAGGACAUUAUUUAAUACUGGAAGCGGAACAAGGACAUCGAUGUAACUUGUUCACUUCGCGCGUUACUGUUACAUUAUUUUUCAGCAAAAUAAUUAUGAAUGGGACUGAUUAAUACGGCUUGUUUGCAUGAUGUGUCUUGCGGGGGCGCUCGGAUGGCUUUUUAGUACUGAUACAGCUCCGUCAUGAGCAUGGCGCCAAUUCUCCAACUGUUUCUAACAGAGAUCGAGUCAGUGCGUGGUGGAAUGAUGGACCUGAACAACCAGUUGGUCGGACUGAAAGGCCAGGUCGGAAAACAAGUCGACGAAAGAUUAUCGAAGUUCGACGCCCGUUGGAACGCAUAUUUAAGCUGGCGUAUUGCUCCCUAAUACAUAGGUCUGAUUGACUUGUUGUCUUCAUCACUUCAAUUUUUUUAUCCUGCGUCAUGGUCAGUUCUUGCGAUAGCGAUAGACAGAGACACUGAAUGGCACUGCGGUUUCCGUCACGUAUACUUUCCUUGGACAUCAUAGUUGGGAAACAAGUGAUGCAUCUUUCAAGAAAAUUGUUAUCAGAAGGUCGGAUCAUGCACAAAUUCAAAUGCCGCUUUCAGGUGAAUUAAGUGUCAAGGCGCAUUUAGAGGAAAAUGAUGUGGACGUAGAUGACCUGGCGGGCGGCAUGGACAAACGAGCGUUAGCGUUACUGGACAUGACAUCUGAACAAGUAAUCCUGUCUUUUUUGGACGAGAUCGGCAGUGAUAUGGGCGCUUGCAUUAACAAUCCCAAUUUCACGGAGACAGACCGCAACACUGCCGCAAUGGUCAAGGAACUCGUGGUAUGAAAUGCAAAAAUGUCUGGGUCUGGAAGAGUGUGAACUUGUCAUGCAGGUUUUCCAUGGCCCUUGAGGUCUGGAAUGCGGGACCUAGCAUGACAGAGUCUGCCAGGUCUCUUUCAUGCCUAUCCUGCAUGAGACACUCCCUCCCAACUUGGUCGAAAGUGGACAGCUUUUGGCACUCAUGCAACACAGAUUUUUGCAUGAUUCGGAUUUAGCAUGAGAAAGUGCAAUCUUCCAGACCCAGACAUUUUUACAGUUGAUACGUGGCGGAGGACAAAAAGAACCUGACUUCGAACAUCGGCUUGUUCUGUACCCGGCGUGGAAUUGCACGUACGUCUUUCCGAUUUUAUUUCAAGCUGGAGCUCAUUCAAAAUUAAUACAAAUCUUUCAGGAGAAGAGAAGUUUUGAUGUCAGUCUAGGAUAUUGAUGGUCAUUCACUCUCUACUUGAAUUCACAUACAAUGUUUUUCUUGUUGUAACUCGCUUGACCAUGUACAUGUUCAUACAACUCACUGUGUGGGCGAAAUUUUAGUUUUCGUAUUUGUUGUGGAGGUUUCUUUUUCAUAAAAACAGCCUUGCUGGACAUUGCGGAGGAUAUUCUCGACAUCUUGAGUCACUACAAACCGCUGCUGGAAGCAAAGGCCAAGAAUGUGAUCGUUAUCAGCUUCCAACUCCUGCACAGGUACAGUUUCACACACAGAAAACUAUGUUCCUUAUACCCACGCCCCUCUGAGCAUGCUGUGCUUGUUGACACAGCAUCGACUAAUGUCGACCUCGACGUAGAAGAACAAGAAGUAUGAGUGCGACUCAUCCUGUUAUAUUUUUGGCGUGCUUCUUGUCCUUUUAUAUUUGUCUCCGAUUUCCCUGUGUCUUGAGUACUCAUGGUCAUGCCCUCUUCCUGAAGCACCUACGCUCAUGGCAGAGUAGCACGACACGACCGUAGUGCAGUGCUCAUAUAUUUAAGUAUUAUUCAAGCUCAAUCUUCACUCAGGAUCCUGACCGAACUAUACAACGGCGUUUCGCAGCCGGACGAGCAGUAUGUAGCUCCGAAGAAAAUGAGCCGGGCUCUGACCGGGCUAAACAAGUGGCUCGAGCACGUGGCGAAGAUGAUGGGUAGUAGUGCGGCUCCUUCUCUCCCCCAUGCUUAAACGCUGGCGUUGGACAGCAGCACUGAGCCCUUUCCUCUCACAGUAUGUUUCCUCUCACAGUUGUAUCUUCAUGCAGGUACAAGCGCGUGUGGCUGUCGGUGUGUGUAAGUCAUGAAUCUGAGUUUGUUGUAGCAUAGCUAUGAACGACAAGUCAAGCAACUAGUAUCUCGAUGCACACCGCAAAAGUGGUCCGUGUUAUUGUGUGCCUAGUUGUUUGGUGCCUGUAGUUAUCGUUGUAAUCAUGGCGCACAAGUUUACUAGACCUAGAGCACAAUGUUUAUACCGGGUAUACUAAAUGACUGACAUCUACUAUCGAUAUUUAUUUUUGUCUGAUUUUUUGGACAGCGAUUGCGACACUGAGACAUGCACAUGCUCCUCACACUUCCACGGUCAUAACAAAUCCAUCGCUCUGCUUUAGGCUUUACCUCCCUCUUCGAACCUUCGAAUAUCAAAAGGACAAUUACGCAGUUUCGCCAGACUGAGACUGUGUUCGCAGCUUCUACAUGUUUAUGGAGAUAAAAUCCAAAUGGUGUUUCUUGGCUUCAUAAUUGAUUCCAUACCUUCUGUACACAAUGCCGCUUUUUCAAGCUGAGCAGAUGCAACAGUAUAUCGUGUCCGUUUUGGAUUAUCCGAAUCAAGUCAAGCACCGGCUGACGAAGGCACGGUCGGAGUGUUCUACUUGCGGCACUCCCCUACGGUGCUCCAGCGCAUGCUAGUCUACGCCGCCCCCGCGACUCGACGGUGGCUUUGGGGGAUUGCGUGUUCCUCCC